CUUGACCUUUCACCAAAUCUUCAGCUGCCUCCAGACUACAUCCUCCAGCUUUCAUCUCCUCUUCUCAAGCUUAACCAAGUUAUCAAGAAGAAUUGAAUCAUUAUGGAUGUCUUCUGGCAGGCACCGCCAGUGUCUAGAACCCUUGCAGCUUCUGCUCUUAUCGUGUCAUUGCUAGGACAUGGCAAACUCAUCCCGCUAUAUCCUUUCGCAUUCAUAUCACGACAAGUGUUCAAGCUUCCUCCCGAGAUAUGGCGACCUAUGACUGCCUUCCUAGUGACAGGGCCAAAGCUGGGAAUCAUCCUGGAUCCCUUCUUCUUAUAUCGAUAUGGCAGCAGUUUGGAGACUGGAAGUCCCCGCUUUAGCAGACCAGGAGACUUCUUCACAUAUACACUCUUCGUGAUGACGAGCAUAGUGGUUGCUUGUGGCCUUGGCCUAGGUGGAUUCUUUUUCAUGUCCGCUCUUACUCUCGCCUUUGCCUACACCUACAGUCAGGACAAUCCGAAUGUCCAAAUUCAAUUUUUCAUCAUCAAUUUCCCUGCCAAAUAUCUUCCUCUCGCCAUGCUCCUGAUGUCCUUUAUCAUGGAAGGUCCUACUGUCUGUUUGGAGCAGUCCACCGGGAUCUUCGCUGCCCAUCUUUAUGAUUUUUUCACCCGUAUAUGGCCGGCCUUUGGCGGUGGCAGCAGGGAACCAUGGAUCAAGACUCCGCGACUGAUCGCACAAGCUUUUGGCGCCGACCAUGUAGGGCCGAGACCGCGAGCUUACGGUACUGCGUUCGCGCCGCCUGGAGAUGUGGACGAGCCGAAUGCCGGCAGAACCACAGGCGCGUCAUGGAAUCGUGGACCUGGGCGCCGUUUGGGCUGAUAGCAUGAGGGAUCGCAUGGGUAGUCUUAAGUUUGCGGUUCAUAAAUUUGCGUCUCUAUACUAUAGUACAAUAUAAUCACCACAAAACAAAUAUUUUGUCGAUCU
Messenger RNA from Pseudovirgaria hyperparasitica, 966 nucleotides. Its product is annotated as DER1-domain-containing protein. Gene Ontology annotation, cellular component: endoplasmic reticulum membrane; Hrd1p ubiquitin ligase ERAD-L complex. The transcript has 4 exons. The record is from RefSeq and is a predicted model, not a curated record. Gene Ontology annotation, biological process: endoplasmic reticulum unfolded protein response. Bases 103 to 861 code for a protein of 252 amino acids. Gene Ontology annotation, molecular function: misfolded protein binding; ubiquitin-specific protease binding. Lineage: Eukaryota; Fungi; Ascomycota; Dothideomycetes; Acrospermales; Acrospermaceae.